Messenger RNA from Mya arenaria, 1669 nucleotides. RefSeq lists its product as uncharacterized. The record is from RefSeq and is a predicted model, not a curated record. Gene Ontology annotation, molecular function: RNA binding. Lineage: Eukaryota; Metazoa; Mollusca; Bivalvia; Myida; Myidae. The transcript has 6 exons. The coding region runs from base 281 to 1645 and encodes 454 amino acids.
UACAAAUAUUUCACAACAAUUUCAAUCUCAUCUGUAAACACAGUUGCAAAACACAUUCCAUUCCUUAGUAAGUAAGAAACAGCUGUUUUGGAUGUGUAUGUUACAUACACAAAAGAUCUGCAAGCACAAGUGAUUUUCUUGAAGGAUACAUAUACAAAGUAUGAAAAUAAGGUGACUAACUUAAGCAGUUAAGGAUAGAUGUUUGUCAUUUAUGAGAUGUAACAGUUACAAGACACUGUGUCAGUGUUUUAUUCUCAAAUAUUAAAGUAACAUCAUAGAUAUGGAUAAAAUAAAAACUGAAUUCCAAGAAAACAAAGCCAAAUAUUUUGUGGCAAAAGUGAAUAAUGUUGCUGCCCUUAUCAAGUGUAUAACCGACCAGCAAUGGGCAUGUAAAAACAGGCAGAAUCCACCACACCCUGUGGACAUUUUAGCAGAAGCUUUUUCAAGCAGCAAAGUGUACAUAAUAUACAGUGUCAUUAACAAUCAUGGUUGGCAUGGAUUUGCCGAAAUGACGAGCACGCCAGCACCACAGAAAGAUGGCACAUUUAGUACAGAUUUAUCCGAAAAGGAUGCCACUAAAAGCGGUCCUGAAAGUGGAAAUAGCCCAUGGCAUUACUUCAGUGUUAAGUGGCAUGUCAAUUUCACAGACUUUGGAGAGCAGUGUCUCACAUCAAAAUUAACUGAGGCCUUAAUAUGUAGUGAUGGUGAACAUACUAUGUCUGUAAACAAAUGUCGAAACUGGCAGGAAUUAGAUACUCAAACUGGAGAAAAGAUUUGCCAUCUUAUAUCAGACUUCAGAGAAGAGCUUGUUGAAAAACAGUCAAAGAAGGAAAAUAAGAAAAUGGAGCAAGCACCUCAGCCAUUUUACGAGGACACAACUGAGUCAAUUGUAGAAACAUGGAACAGGAUUGUUUCGAAGGUGGAAGUUGAACUUGGCAGAGUUAUCCUUGCUUGCCCAUUUGGCAGCCAAAGGUACAAUUUACAGACAGCAAACAGUGACACAGACAUGUUUAUAGUUUACCAAGCUAAAACCUCUGACAUGCUUGGUUUCCAUCCACCAAAACAGACAAUCAAGAACAGUGAGGGACAGCUAUGUGACUACACAAUACAUGAGGUUCAUCGCUAUUGUGAACUGCUGCUGGCUGGGGAUGCAAGAUGUGUUGAGACUCUAUUCCUGGACAACCAUUUUCUCAUACGAGCAUUGCCUGUGUGGAGGCAGCUUGCAGAUGGAAAACAACUCUUCCUUAACAAAGCCUGCCUUGAUAAAUAUCUGCGGGAUGCCCAUGGCAGUAAGGGGACUAAACUCCUACUGUCAUGGUGUGCUGAACAUGAAAAAGACAACUGCCCCUUGUCACCAAAAAUGUGUAAACUGCUCUACAUUAUUGUCAGGCUCCUACAGAACGCUCGUGAGCUAGUUGCAGGCCACACCCUGCAGGUAUACAGGCGGGACGAUAGCCAGGAGAGACGGGAGCUGAUGGCCAUCAGGGCAGGGAGCCUUCCAAUACAGCAGGCCAGGGACAUAGUCAACAAAUAUGUUGGCUUGAUAGAUGCAGGACAUGAUUGUGUAGCUGACAACAGGGAGGAGGUGGAGCGCUACCUCACACACUGGCUCCUUACACUUAGGCAUGCAGACUUCAAUCUGUGACACUUAGUUUUGUAAAUCCAAAAG